AUGAGCAAUAAUAUCGUCCAGCGUUCCCCACCCGCGGUGCAGGGCCAUGAUGAUCGUGUACCCUGCACUCCGCGCCACCCUCUUAGGAAGCACUUUCUCUCCUUCAAGCCAGUGCCCGCCCACAUCCCUCGUACCCCAACAUGGUUGAAGGCUCUUCCGAUCUUGGCCAUUCUCCUUGCUUUUGUGACUAUGGUGUACAGUGCCUCCUUGAAUCCACCAGAGCUGUUCACCUCGAUCAUUAGCGGAAUUGCAGUCGCUCUUGUUAGCGUUGUACUCAUCGUUCAGCUUUGGGCUACGACUUUGUACAACUACUACGUACGCAUCGCAAUCGACGUCAUUUUCACCGCGCUUUGGAUCGUUGCUUUGGUGCUCGAAGCCAAGAAACCCCAUUCUACCAGCCAUGGACUUGAUCCCGGUAAUGAAAACCCCCAGGCUAAGACAGAGCAUCGAUCUACUUUCAACCAGGGUCUAAUUGUCCUCCUCGCCUUGGAAGUCGUACUUUUCGUCGCUCACUUAGGUCUAUCUGCGUACUACUUCUAUCUCCAUCGUGAAGCUGGCGGGCAUAGCAAGGUCAUAAAGGACCGCCAUGGCAAACUCAUCACGAAGGACAUCCCUCCGCCAGGAAUUUGGGAAGAGCUCAGCUCGCCUACUACUCCUGUUGCACCAGAGAUAUUACCAGCCCGACCAGCCCCUCGCAGACGCCGAUCCGAUGCUCACGUGCAGGGUAAUAACCGACUUGAGCUCGAUCCUCUGCGAAUGACACCCUUCAACGGUCUUGGCGUCCAGCUGGACAACCAACGCGAGCCCGAACCUGCGAACAAUUGAUCUGGAUAUGCGCCCAUAGACAGUAGUUUGCUGGUUCAGGAUGGCAGUUGGCCCGUUGCUGUUGAUAGGUGUUACUUGGGUAAUGAUGAUGAGACCUUUUACGAGCUUUGGCUUUUCC
Molecule: messenger RNA, 943 nt
Organism: Amorphotheca resinae ATCC 22711
Lineage: Eukaryota; Fungi; Ascomycota; Leotiomycetes; Helotiales; Amorphothecaceae
Exons: 3
Coding region: 1-825 (274 amino acids)
Source: RefSeq, a predicted model, not a curated record